Molecule: messenger RNA, 1284 nt
Organism: Sclerotinia sclerotiorum 1980 UF-70
Lineage: Eukaryota; Fungi; Ascomycota; Leotiomycetes; Helotiales; Sclerotiniaceae
Exons: 2
Coding region: 1-1284 (427 amino acids)
Biological process (GO): formation of cytoplasmic translation initiation complex; translational initiation; formation of translation preinitiation complex
Cellular component (GO): cytosol
Molecular function (GO): translation initiation factor activity; GDP-dissociation inhibitor activity; eukaryotic initiation factor eIF2 binding
Source: RefSeq, a predicted model, not a curated record
AUGGCUACCGUCAAUAUCCGUCGCGAUGUCAAGGACAACUUUUACAGAUACAAGAUGGAGAAGAUCCAGUCCAAGAUUGAGGGAAAGGGUAACGGAAUCAAAACCGUCAUCGUCAAUCUCACUAGCAUCGCCAAUUCCUUGGCUCGCCCAGGAGCAUAUGUCAUCAAGUACUUCGGCUUCGAACUCGGAGCUCAGACCAACACUAACCCUGCCGAUGAUCGUUGGAUCAUCAACGGUGCCCAUGAAGCAAGCAAAUUGCAGGAUUAUCUAGAUGGUUUCAUCAACAAGUUUGUGCUCUGCAAAGAGUGCAAGAAUCCCGAAACCGAAGUGAUCUUCAAAGACGGAAAUAUCGUCUUGGAUUGUAAGGCAUGUGGAAAGCGCUCGAUGGUCGACCCAAGACUUAAGUUGAGCGGCUUCAUAUUGAAGACUCAGCCGAAGAAAGGCAAGAAAGACAAGUCAGAAAAGAAGGCGGCUCGUAAGGCCAAGGCAGACAAGGGCGAGGCCAAAGAGAACGGAAAUGGUAGUGGAAGCGAGAAUGCAUCUGAAAAUGGGUCCAAUGACAACAAUGGCAAUGGCGAAGUGACACUUGAUGCUCCAAGCGACGAUGAGCUUGUCCGUCAGGCAGAAGAGCUCCAACAGUCGACCGAAGUCAAAGAUGACGACUGGGCUGUCGAUAUGUCCCCAGAGGCUAUCAAGGCCCGCCAACAACAACUUCCUGAUGACCUCAAGCAAAAGCUCGUUCUCGGUGGCGGUGGUGGGGACGAGGACGACGACGAAGAAUCUGGUGGAAAUUCCACUUACGACCAACUCGCAAACUGGAUCGAAGAACAGACGGCGGAUAAGGGUGACGUCAGUAAGGUAGACGAUCUUGAAAUCUAUCGCAAGGCGAAAGAGUUGGGGAUUGAGGCUAAGCAUCGCACUCUUGUCAUCCUCGCUCUCACGCUCUUCGAUGACAACAUCGUGAAGCAAAUCCCAAAGCGAGCAGGCAUGCUUAAAAAUAUGAUCACUUCUGAGAAACACGAAAAGUCUCUUCUCGGUGGGAUUGAAAGGUUCAUCGGUCUGCGCGGCCAGAAGAACCCUGAAUUCUACGAGAAAACAUCAAAAGUGCUCAUGGUCCUUUAUGAUCAGGAACUCCUCACCGAAGAAGUCCUUACCAAGUGGGGUACCAAAGCUAGCAAGAAAUACACCAAUGACCUUGCCGUAAGCAAGAAAGUCCGCAAGUCAGCAGAGGAGUUCUUGAAAUGGUUAGCCGAGGCCGAGAGCGAUGAUGAUGACUCUGAAUGA